Molecule: messenger RNA, 2750 nt
Organism: Syngnathoides biaculeatus (alligator pipefish)
Lineage: Eukaryota; Metazoa; Chordata; Actinopteri; Syngnathiformes; Syngnathidae
Gene: rskrb
Product: ribosomal protein S6 kinase related b
Exons: 13
Coding region: 300-1586 (428 amino acids)
Biological process (GO): protein phosphorylation
Molecular function (GO): protein serine/threonine kinase activity; ATP binding
Source: RefSeq, a predicted model, not a curated record
AGACCGGUGGGCGGUGCUUAAUACCAGUCCCGCAGUUUCCGCGCUGCCAUUGGCUAACGAGCCUGUGGACGACAGUGUGUCUACGUCACCCGCAUACAGGAUUAACAUUUUUUUUUUCCCCCCUCAUUUUAUGUAGAAACAUUACGGCGCUUCGCUCCAUUUCUUACCAGAUUACCGUGACAAAUUGACGCGUUCCCUCAACCUCGCGAGGUUUACCUGACCCCAUUUGGUUCGAGAAGGUUCCGGAGGCGCGCGACGGUCGGCACCGAUGAGACGCGUUCGCGCGCGCUGUCACGCAAAUGGGGGCCGACGGCAGCAAGAAGAGGCCGGUUGAUGGGCAGAAGGACGAGCCGCUGUCGUCAGGCUGGCGUGGCUUCCUGUCCGGCGUGGGGGUGUCGCUGCCCGCCACCCUGUGCCGCCUGGCGCCGCCCGCCUUGCGAUUGGGUCGGCAGCGCAUGUUGCAAGGGAGGGCGCCUGACAUCCCAGAGCACGUCCUGAGGCUGGCGGGCGUGGGGCCCGACAAGCUGAGAGCUGAGUGGAGUCUGCCCGGCUUCGUCACCAUGUUCCUGCCCGAGUUCCCUCACAGGGCCGUGCCGGGAGAAGAACGCUUUCAGGUGUUAGGUUAUAUCGCCAAAGGCUCUUUUGGACCCAUCCUGAAAGUGAAGGACAAGACCAAACAGCGAACAUACGCUGUCAAGGUGAUACCCAAAUCUGAAAUCCUUCGACUGGGCGUCCUGGAGCAAUCUAAAGAAGAGGUUAUAGUUCAGCGUCAGAUUCGCCAUCCGUUUGUCCAUGACCUGCAGGACUGUUGGCAGACGCAACGCCACCUCUACAUUAUGUGCGACUACUGCGGCACCGGCGACCUGUACACCUACUGGCAGAUGAUCGGACUCUUCUCAGAGGACACCGUGCGGGUGUUUGCCGCCGAGCUGGGCUGCGCGCUGGGAUUUCUUCACGACUUUGGUAUAAUCCACAGAGACGUGAAGAUGGAGAACAUCCUGCUGACAGACAACGGGCACCUCCGCCUGGCUGACUUUGGUUUGUCCCGCCGCCUGGAGCGGGGAGGACGGGCUUUCACCAUCUGCGGUACAAUCCAAUACAUGGCCCCCGAGGUACUGAGCGGUGGUCCCUACAAUCACGCGGCUGAUUGGUGGUCACUGGGAAUCCUGCUCUUCUCAUUAGCUACCGGCAAGUUCCCUCUGCCUCCAGAGCCGGACCACUGCGGCAUGCUGAGGAGGGUGCGGUCUUUUCCCUACGAAAUGCCCCUCACCCUGAGCCCCCCUCUGGCCAUGCUCAUCACAGAGCUGCUGUGCAAAAUGCCUGCUCGCCGACUUCGGACUCUGGAUCGCUUCCAACGCCAGACCUUCUUCCGUGGGCUCAGCUUCGACCAAAGCCUGCUGCAGCGCCACCCUGUGGAGGUGAUCCUGGAGCUCAGGGAGCGACCCGACCGCGCCGCCAAAGCCCGCCGAGGCCUCGCGCUGUCACUGCAGCCGCUCAAGGGCUUCGAGUACGACUCCUUACUUAGCCCGCCAUACACACCCGACGCGCAGCUGCAGGAAGGCCCACGCAGGGAGGUGUUUGUUUAAUGUAUAAACUCCACCAAACAGGACAGCCCGUGUCAGUGCGGUACAUGUUUUCCAAAGUUUCCAUUGACUAAAUGGCUGGCCACGUCAAGAAGAAACAUGUCCUCCAUUGUUAUUUACUGUGGCCUUACACUACACGCAGGUUUACCCUUUCACACUGUACUAUGCUAAAGACCCGUGCCUGAAAUUCACAUUAAGUCACAUUUUGGUUUGAGGCAGCCAUUUUAGAGUAAAUUACAAGGCUCUUAUUUUGACAGACCCUACUAGGGAAUUUGCCCAAAUGAGCCCGAAAUCAAUCUGCUUUUUGGAGGGCUCAUUAUACAUGAAAACUUACAAAGUGUUGCAAAUGUGUGAAUCAUUGUGAAAAUAUAUAUUUGGGGUUCCGAAUACAAAACAUAGCAAGUCACUCAGUGUUGUCACCUGGAAAGUUGGGGGAGUAAAAAAUUGCCCAAGCAGUAGUGAACGUGAAGGUAUACAUUUGUUGGACUAUCCUAACAGGACACAAAAAUGAAUUCAGAAUUCAACCAUUUUGGUUAGAAAUGGGCAUUUUUGUGUGACUUCAAGGGUCAUGCCAAAAUGCUGCUAGGGAAUUCGCCAAAUUGGUUUGAACAGAGAGGUACAUACCCUUGACGGGUGGGCAUGGGCAGCACUAAAUUGUGAAUCUUUUCCAUCGACGCCAUCAAGUAUGGCUGAAGUGUGGACUGACAGACACAGUAUUUUAUAAUCUUUGUGAGCACUAUACCUUAUGUACCGACUACUACCUUUUUACCCCUAAAAUAGCACCUUUCUACACCUUUUUGUGUUUGCACACCAAGAAAUAUUAUCAUUUACGGACUAGAAUGUUGCCUGCCAAUAUGACACAACUGUUAUCGUGCACCGAAAGGUCGAUCUAGCUGAAGACAAUGUGCCCGUUCCAUUUUUUUUGUGUAUUCACUUGUGCAACGAGAGACUUUUUCCUGGAUGAUAUUGAUUUUAGUUAUACUGAUCCCACCGUAGAAACAUUACUUCAACUCAGAAUUUUGAUGGACAGAAGCGCUUUUUCUAUGGUCGUUAUAUAGUACAGUCCAAUGUAACCAAAUGCCUCACAAGUGAUCCUGACCUUUGUGUUUAGUUAUGGGAAUGCUUAUUUAUACAUACAUAUAUGCAAAUGCUCUUUAUACAAUUUCU